AUGAUAAUGAAUAACUGUUUUUGUCAUUUCAGAUAUUCUAGAAGAAUUCUUUGGCUACAAGUUGGAAGAACAAAUAAUAAUCCUAAAGUUGUAGCAGGAUUUUUUCUACAAUGUCUCCGAGAAAUAAAAGGUGUUCCACGUUGUGUUCGAACUGAUAGAGGAACGGAAAAUUCUGAAAUCGCCAAAUGGCAAAUGGCAUUUCGAUGGAAUCACCAAGACGAUAUGGCAGGAGAACACAGUUUUCUGAUGGGAUCAUCACCAGCUAAUCAGAGAAUCGAGCGAUGGUGGUUAUCAAAUAGGCAAGGCGGCGGCCAAUUCUGGAUUGCUUUUAUGAAAGAUCUUCAGGAUACAGGGAUAUUUUCAAGUGCAAACCACUUACAAGUGUAA
Mytilus trossulus (common blue mussel) is the source of this 387-nucleotide messenger RNA. RefSeq lists its product as uncharacterized. Bases 1 to 387 code for a protein of 128 amino acids. The transcript has 3 exons. The record is from RefSeq and is a predicted model, not a curated record. Lineage: Eukaryota; Metazoa; Mollusca; Bivalvia; Mytilida; Mytilidae.